CUUGAGCAAAGAUGCACCGUCGGCAGGAUUUAGGUUCAAGGUGCCAGGACCAUCAUGAGUACCUCUCAAACAAGCAUAGAGGAGCUGUCGGAUGCCAUCUUGAGGCGCGCAGAUGAGAGGUUAGGAGAUCUGUGUCGGAACAUUUGCCGCCAAGUGACCGUUGAGUUGGAGAUCGCUGCGGCUUCCCUGGUGCGGAAGGUGCAGGAGAACGAACCCAUCCACGACUCGGCAGUGACGUGGCCCACGUGGCCGAACGCGGCCUCUCGCCGAGCUCCUACCAUGGCUUGGGCAGAGCCGGUGCAGAAGACGACGUCAGAGUAUGAGCCGCGCUUGGUGGACUAUCCAUUGCCGCUGUCCACCAGCCGCGCUUUGCUGGAAUUGCAAGAUGAAGGCGCAGAAUUGCCCACGAUAGCAAGCCCUGGCAGUCAUGCGCCAACCAAAUGCCAAGUUGCCCCAAGCUCUGAAGGAGCUCAGGAAGACAAAGAUGGUGAAGGUUUCAAGCACUUGCAGCGUUCAAUGACCAAGGGCUCCAAGAAAGCAGGAACCUCCGGGGCCGCAGAACGAAUCUUCGGCUUGGUGCCACAAACCAGCAUGGAUGAACAGUCAACUACUGCUAUGUCUGGUUGGCGGCUGCGGAUGCGAAAGGUCAUCCGCAAUUCUUGGUUUGAUUGUUUUGUGAUGAGCAUGGUCCUGCUACAUUCCCUUCUCACGGGUAUAGAAACCCACGUGAUGUCAACAAGCGACAGCUUGAAUCCGGGUCCUGUCUACACCGUGCUGAACUUGCUCUUUUGCAUCCUUUUCGCCGUGGAGGUCUCCUUGCGGCUCUAUGUCUAUCGUCUUCGAUUCUUCACCAUGUAUGGGUGUGCUUGGAACAUUCUGGAUUUGAUCGUCACGCUCUUUCACUGCUUCGAGGAGUUUGGCUCGCUGGUGGCCACGGCAACGGCCACGACAGAGAUCGAAUUGACCAACAGCAGCAUCCUCAGGACGAUCCGGAUCCUGCGAGGCAUCAAGGUGAUGCGGCUGGUGCGCUUCAUCCGCUAUGCUGAGGAGUUGCAGCUCAUAGUGAGUUGUUUGAUCCUUUCUUUCCGAACGUUCUUAUGGAGUAUUGGCUUGUUGCUGAUGACCUUCUAUGUCAUGGCCAUCUACACCACGCAAGCAGCCAAGCUGCAUCGCUUGGAGUUCCCCGAGAGCUUGGCGAACACGGCGCUCGAGAGGUGGUGGGGUGGCAUCUUCACCAGUAUGCUGUCGGUGCUGCAAGCAUUGAGUGGAGGAGUGGACUGGAAUGACAUCGUGCAGCCGCUGAUCACCAUUUCACCCGCCUUCGCGGUUCUAUUUAUUGUCUACCUGGGCUUUUGCUUCUUCGCGCUGAUGAACGUGAUCACAGGAACAUACGUCGAGACCGUGUCCCGGCAAGCGUCGGAUCUGAAGACCCGCUCUCAGAUUCUACAAGCUCGACGAGUCUUCCAAGCAAUCGACCAAGACCAUUCUGGUUUCAUAUCGCUCGAGGAGAUCCGCAGCCAGACGGCCACCGCGGUGGUCUUGGACUUCUUCGAGUCCGUGGACGUGGACCCCUCCGAGGCCCAGUACCUCCUGGAGGUGCUUGACAUGGAUGGGAGUGGGACCAUCAAUUUCGAGGAGUUUUUGCACGGCACCUUGAGAUUGAACAGCUCUGCGCGGGCUGCCGACUUGCUCCUGGUGGCUCGAGAGAUGAAGAGGUUCUUCAAACACUCGAAUCUCGAGCUCCAGCUCAUCAAGAAACAUUUGGGCAUCCGGUGAGAGGCGGAAAACGCACAGGGUGCCCACAUGCCGCAACUUGACCCGCAAACGCGGACUCAAGGCUGCCGAGUUCGCUCGAGUUGGGCCCUCCAUUGGCUCCAACCUAAUAGCGAGUUUCCACACGUGUUCUGGGGACUCCGAAAACGGAGUAAACCAGAGACACACCAUGGUGCCUCAUGGUGGCAGUUUUUGUGGACAACUUCUCGUGCCUCAUAGCUCGAACCACCGAGAUGCACCGAGAUGCACGCGUGUUUUUUUUCUCAGCUGUUGG
Molecule: messenger RNA, 2047 nt
Organism: Durusdinium trenchii
Lineage: Eukaryota; Dinophyceae; Suessiales; Symbiodiniaceae
Source: the annotation of a GenBank genome assembly